Messenger RNA from Eimeria acervulina, 462 nucleotides. RefSeq names its product signal recognition particle 14 kDa protein, putative. Gene Ontology annotation, biological process: SRP-dependent cotranslational protein targeting to membrane. Bases 1 to 462 code for a protein of 153 amino acids. The record is from RefSeq and is a predicted model, not a curated record. Gene Ontology annotation, cellular component: signal recognition particle, endoplasmic reticulum targeting. Gene Ontology annotation, molecular function: endoplasmic reticulum signal sequence receptor activity; 7S RNA binding. Lineage: Eukaryota; Apicomplexa; Conoidasida; Eucoccidiorida; Eimeriidae. The transcript has 3 exons.
AUGGGACUGCUUGGAGAAGCCGAGUUCCUUGAGGCGCUGCGGCGCCUCUACGAGGACAGCAGAAGCAAGAACAGCGGAACUGUGUGGAUUACAUUGAAGAGAACGUUUCCGGAGGUUGGUGGCUCCAGAGGAGCUAAACGGCGGCGCAAACUGCACAGCUGCGAGGAGAAGCCGGAGGCGGUCCCUGUCUGUCUCGUGCGAGCAACAGACGGAAAGAAGAAGAUAUCAGUCCAGGUCGAAGGGGAGAGGGCCUCUGGCUUCAGUAAACAGCUGUUGGGGGUCUCACGCCAGUACACAGACCAAGUGAAGCCGAACUCCCCUGCUGCAGCAAAGGAUAAGCAAGAGAAACAGCAGCAGAAACAGCAGCCAAAACAGCAGCAGAAACAGCAGCGGCAGCAGCCUCAAAAGGAGAAGAAAAGGAAGAACGAACAAAGCAACCGUUCCUUUAAGCGCGAAAUGUAG